AUGCCGGCAGGCUGGUCUGACAUCCAAACCCAGGCGCUUGCGCUCAGUGGCUUCCUCGAAGAGGCCAACAUCACAUCUGCGGACCUUCUCGCAGUUCUCGAAUACAAGCGGUAUCGCGGGUAUCUCGUGGAUGGCAUUAGGUCGUAUGCUAACGAUCUGAAGAAGCGCGGAAUCAUCCCUUCUGUCGUCGGCAACGAAGACUUACGAGCGGAAGAUCGCUUCCAUCCCAUCCAUCGAUGA
This is a messenger RNA of Kalmanozyma brasiliensis GHG001, 240 nucleotides long. RefSeq lists its product as uncharacterized. The record is from RefSeq and is a predicted model, not a curated record. NCBI's taxonomy places the organism in Eukaryota, Fungi, Basidiomycota, Ustilaginomycetes, Ustilaginales. The coding region runs from base 1 to 240 and encodes 79 amino acids. The transcript is spliced from 2 exons.